Messenger RNA from Rhopilema esculentum, 3264 nucleotides. Its product is annotated as UDP-glucose 6-dehydrogenase. Gene Ontology annotation, cellular component: nucleus. Gene Ontology annotation, biological process: glycosaminoglycan biosynthetic process. The record is from RefSeq and is a predicted model, not a curated record. NCBI's taxonomy places the organism in Eukaryota, Metazoa, Cnidaria, Scyphozoa, Rhizostomeae, Rhizostomatidae. Gene Ontology annotation, molecular function: NAD binding; UDP-glucose 6-dehydrogenase activity.
AUGGAGCAGGUUAAGAAAAUUUGAACAGCAACAGGUCAUGAAUGGUUGUUCUUUGUUCAGUUGCAGUGGUAACAUGACCAGUAAACUAGGAAUGCCAAUCAAAGAGAAAGGAUCAGAUUUGUUACUCGAAAGGUAGAGUUUGGAAGAUGGAGGGAAUCAAGAAAAUUGCGUGUAUCGGCGCUGGGUAUGUAGGUGGACCCACGUGUUGUGUUAUCGCUAAAAAAUGUCCCAAUAUAAAAGUGACUGUUGUUGAUCUAAGCCAAGAAAGAAUCGACGCUUGGAAUUCAGAUGAGUUGCCAAUAUAUGAACCAGAUCUGUUUACUUUGGUCAAAGAGACCAGAGGACGCAAUUUGUUCUUCACAACAGACAUAGAUGGAGCAAUCAUGGAAGCUGAUUUAAUAUUUAUUUCUGUAAAUACACCAACAAAAACAUUUGGACUGGGGAAGGGAAGAGCUCCUGAUUUAAAGUAUAUUGAAGCUGCUUCAAGGAACAUUGCAAGAGUUGCAAAGGGAAAAAAGAUAGUUGUUGAGAAAAGCACUGUGCCUGUUAAGGCUGCAGAAAGUAUAAGUCGUAUUGUGUCUGCAAACCAAAAGAAUGGAUUGUCAAUCCAGGUACUUUCCAACCCUGAGUUUCUAGCAGAGGGCACAGCCAUCAAAGAUCUUUUGUAUCCGGACAGAGUUCUUAUUGGCGGAGAACAAACGAAAGAGGGUCUUGCUGCCAUCGAUUCCUUGGCAUCGAUCUAUCAACAUUGGGUUCCAGCAGAAAAGAUUGUGAAAAUGAACACUUGGUCAUCAGAAUUAUCGAAGCUGGCAGCAAAUGCUUUUCUUGCCCAAAGAAUAUCCAGUAUAAACGCAAUGAGUGCGGUUUGUGAGGCUACAGGUGCUGAUGUAACCGAGGUUGCACAUGCCGUUGGCAUGGAUACAAGAAUAGGAAGCAAAUUCCUGCAAGCGAGUGUAGGCUUCGGUGGCAGUUGUUUCCAGAAAGAUGUCCUGAAUCUCGUUUAUCUUUGCGAGGCACUGAAUCUGCCAGAAGUUGCUGCAUACUGGCAUCAAGUUAUUACUAUGAAUGAAUACCAAAGAAGACGCUUUGCUAAUAGAAUCAUUAACUGCCUUUUCAAUACCGUUACGGAUAAGAAGAUUGGACUUCUUGGCUUUGCAUUCAAAAAGGACACAGGGGAUACUAGAGAGUCGCCGAGCAUUUUCAUCUGCAAGUACCUUAUAGAAGAAGGAGCUCAAGUGGCCAUUUAUGAUCCUAAAGUUUCAAAGUCACAAAUAUUUCUAGAACUGACUGAUCCCAGUCUUGGUAUGGACCCUGAACGAGUAAAGAGGCUGGUAAAAGUUUUUCAAAGUCCUUAUGAAGCAGUGGAGAAGAGUCAUGCACUUGUGAUUUGCACUGAAUGGGACGAAUUCAAGACCCUAGAUUACACUCGCGUGUACCAAAGCAUGUUGAAGCCUGCUUUUGCGUUCGAUGGGCGCCUCAUUCUGGAUCACAAGUGUUUGACUGACAUUGGAUUUCAAGUCGAGGCUAUAGGCAAAGUGCUGGAAAAUGGUGACCCUAUGCCAAUAGAACAGUCAUUUGUUUCUUAAAGAAUUUUAUUAGCAUCGUCAUUUUAAAAUUUUAACAUUUUACUGAAUUUAGGCAAAGUAACCAUAUUUCCUAAUGUACAAAGUAGCCUCGAAAACUGUGGCAAAGAAUCAUAUUUUAUCCUUCAAUAUUUUUAUGAUAUAAUGAAAACUUGUAUUAGAUAUAUAAUAUUGAUAUCAUUGCGGUUGGAAUAUUUCAAUAAUUUCAAUUUCUGUGUACCUCCUAGUGUAGAAACAUAAAAAAGGUUUGUAUAAUCCAGGGACCAAGGCAUUAUUUAACAGAAUCUGAGUUUCAAGUGCAUUUUAAGGAUGUACUUGGUAUUUAAUUAGCAACUAAACAAUAAUAGUUUGCACUAAAGAUUUCUUUUUUAUCAAAAGAGAAUAAUGUGGGUAUCAAAACACUAUAAAAAGUGAACCAAAUAUUUUAAAAAAAUAUAAUUUUGUAAAAUAUAACUCACGAGGAAAAAGAUUAGACUUGGAAAGGCGAGAAGCAUCCUAUCCUCGAUAUCGCGAGAACAGCUACCCUUGGUACUCGUUUGCCGACCCCAAAGGGAUGGUCAUCCGAGACAUCCGAGAUAGCUGAAUACAACUUUGCUUGUUACAGGGGGAUCUUUUACGAUGUAAAUGCGUUCGUAAAAUACAAAACUGGUGUAUUUCUGUUCUUAGCAAAGCUUUAGAACUUUCUUUAUAGACACCCAUCUGAGGACGGAAUUUCAUUAGACAAUUAGAUGAGGUGACUUUGUUUAUACCCAGGUGCUUGUCGAAAAUAGACAUUUUCAUACUUUCGUGCAUUUUGUCAUCUUUCUCUUUACAUUUUGACACGACAUUGGUCAUAUCUUGCAGAUUUAUUGCAAAUCUUUGGCGAUGUUUUGAUGACAACAGGUUCUAUUUUGGACAUGAAAUGUUCUCGAUUUUCGAGCUCUAUCUGAUACUGCCUGUUGAUUCAGUAUGCUUCAGCAAGGUGAUGACAAAAAUGCUGUUAUUGUCUGUUUGGUAUCCAUGUCUAAAAACAAUAAAGACACCUUUGUAGAAUCUUGAAGAACAUUGUCGUGCUUUUCUCUCUGAGCAUGCGUUUUGCACGGGCAUGCGUUUUUGCGCGGGCAUGCGUUUUUGCGCGGGCAUGCGUUUUUGUGCGAGCAUGGAAUUCGUUUGGUGAAUCGAAGUGUAAUGGCGGCUGAGCAGGGCCUAGCUGUGUGUUGUCUGAAGCACAUAUACGUUAGUCACACAUAAACAAAUCAAAGCUUGUAGACACGUGAUGAAUUCAUAAGCUGAAAUAACAAUCAGUAGGUCUUGUUAUACUCCAUUAAUUUACAUCAACAAAGACUACCAAACAAUACUGAACGGAGCAUGGAUGAAUAUAGCAACUUUGCAGUCAUCAUAUUUAACAGUAAGCAAAAUGCAUCGACAUUUUUAAAUUAAGAUUCAGUCAGUGGGAUUGAAGAGCCAAGCUAUGUAAUGAGUUACCAAGGGAAAUAAGAAAUUCAUCGUCUACAUUCUCAUUUAGGAAAAAUUUUAAAUAACACCUAUACACCAGUAUGUGAACCUUUAAACUUUUUAUUGCGUUUUUUUAUUCAGACAUGAAGUUAGAAAAAGGAGGUGCUCUAUCCUCGAUUAGUUUAUCUACUGAUAGAGCCUCUUCUUAAAAAAUACAAUCUUCUAUCAAUUUACAGUAAUUUUCUGU